GGUGGCUGCAGAUUAGCCGGUUUGCCUGGCGCCACGGCUGAGAUUCAGAAGCGCGAAGUGGGUUCUCCAUUUCCCGUCGGGGUCUCCGGGAACGAUGAGCGCUGCCAGGGAGUCCCACCCGCACGGGGUGAAGCGUUCAGCCUCCCCAGACGAUGAUCUUGGAUCUAGCAAUUGGGAGGCCGCAGAUUUAGGUAAUGAAGAAAGAAAACAGAAGUUUUUGAGACUCAUGGGUGCAGGAAAGAAAGAACAUACUGGUCGUCUUGUUAUAGGAGAUCACAAAUCAACAUCUCACUUUAGAACAGGGGAAGAAGACAAGAAAAUUAAUGAAGAACUGGAGUCUCAAUAUCAACAAAGUAUGGACAGUAAAUUAUCAGGAAGAUACCGACGGCAUUGUGGACUUGGCUUCAGUGAGGUUGAAGACCAUGAUGGAGAAGGUGAUGUGGCUGCAGAUGAUGAUGAUGAUGAUGAUGAUUCACCUGAUCCUGAAAGUCCAGAUGACUCAGAAAGUGAUUCAGAGUCAGAGAAAGAAGAAUCUGCAGAGGAACUCCAAGCUACUGAGCAUCCUGAUGAAGUGGAAGAUCCCAAAAACAAAAAGGAUGCAAAAAGCAACUAUAAAAUGAUGUUUGUUAAAUCCAGUGGUUCAUAACUUCCAAACACUUAGUCUUUGUAUUAAAAGUAAGCCUUAUUGUUAUAAUGCACAGUGGAGGACUGCUUAUAGAGCACACCUUUGUAUUAUAAUUUUUAAAAAGGCCCUUUUAAAUAAUGACAAAGAGUGUUUGCUUUCAGAUGCCAUGGGUUACACUUUUAUGGGCAUGAUUAUAACCAUUUUUGUAAAGAGUAAGAGUUGUAUAAAAUAAGAAAUAAAUACAGUACUCAAUUUCCUUUCAUACUAGUAUCAAACCUCUGAUCUUACGUUUUACCCCUUUAAGUGUAGUUUUGGGGAACGAUUUUGCUUUACAGUAGCAGUUUUAUCUUUUAUUUUUCCAUAUUUUUGUCUUAUGAAAAGUAUCUGAUACUGUGAUGUGUUCUUGAAAAAUGUUCUUUUAUUAUACUUGUUAUAGUAGUACUAUUCAUGGAUAUUUCUGCUGCCAAUACAAUCUAAAUUAAUGUUGGGGGAAAAAAUAGGUACUUAAAUGUACUCAUUAAUUUAGCUCUACUGUUUUGGACCAAAGCAACAAGAGCAAAUACUUCUACAACUGCUAGGAUGAAAUUGCAACUGUUAUACUUUUGGAAUGUUAUUAUCCUAAGCAUCCUGUAUAAUUUGGAUUACAUUGUAUGUUUGAAUUUUGAAAAAAAAAUUGGCCUUUUUUUUUUUAACAGAAGAAAUUAUUUCUUUGAUUAUUUGGUCCUAUCUCUUUAAAACUGUGUAAACUGGAUUUUUUUUUUUCAGGGUAAUAUGUGACCAAAGUUAAUUACCUUAUACUUACUAAAGCCUAAAUAAAGAGAAAGCAGUUUCCCAUAUUUGGUUGUGAUACCUUUGUCCUCAUUGACUUAAAAUGAGGAACAGAUCUUUUGAACAGGUACCUGAAACAAAUUUAUUUUACCCUGAUAAAAAAUGGUAUUGCUUUCUAAUUUUACUAUUCUUGCUGGUAGAGUGAAAUUAAAAUCACCUGAUUGCUGUUAGGCUUCG
Molecule: messenger RNA, 1630 nt
Organism: Suncus etruscus (white-toothed pygmy shrew)
Lineage: Eukaryota; Metazoa; Chordata; Mammalia; Eulipotyphla; Soricidae
Gene: C9H11orf58
Product: chromosome 9 C11orf58 homolog
Exons: 5
Coding region: 95-646 (183 amino acids)
Source: RefSeq, a predicted model, not a curated record